CGGUCCUGUCGUCUGCAGCAAAACGUGGAGGAUUCCUCCCUCCAAGCGGCGAUGGGACGCGCGUGCAGCCUGGGGCUGAGGCAGCUGACCUUUCUGUUGACCCUUGUCUCGUUGGGCAGCGUUGCCAGCGCAACCGGCCACACUCAAGACCACAUCAAGCUUCACCUGUACGAAGUGCCAGCUCCCGACACCUGGCCAGUGACACUUCAGUGUGACGUGGAGCAGCCAAGUGCGCACCCCGCCCCUGCUCUAGGCCGCACUGGUCACAGCAGGACAGUCACGUGGGUCACACCACCAACGGCACCAAUCCUGUCCGUGACGUCACGGGCAUCAGUACGUCUGACGUGACUGAAACAUCCCAGGUACACUUUGGAAUUUCCACGGGAGACAACGUUAGCUAUCAAGUGCAGACCAAUUCACUCCGGAUUACCUCCCGUGUGAGAAUUCUUCAGCCAGCAGAGCCUCGACGAGGAGAGAUAUGUGUGUUCGGUAGUCUGUGGACUCGACACUUACAUUGUCAGCUGCACAGUCAUCGCCUUGUCACAGAACAACCGCACGGUCCUGUGUUCGCAGGAGAAAUUUCUGGAUCUUGACGUCGGGAGUACAGACCAUGGAGAGCAGGGGAACACGACUCUGAGACACUCAGCUCGACCAGCAACGUCAUCGAGAACAACCGAGCGAUUGUCAGGCUUGGAUGACGAGGAGAAAACAGGCCCGUCCGUCGUCACCAUCGUCUGGUUCACCUUAGCCGUCAUCUUCUUCAUCUCGUUCCUCAUGGUCAUCCGCUGGUCACUCAAGCACGGCCAGACCCUCAAGGACCUCAACCGCCGCUACUUUCGCCACGUGACGCGGUUCCUCGGUUUACGUUGCGCUCACGGCGAUCAAACGAGCGACGUUAACCACCCGAGUUCUGAACAACACUGCAACCACAGGUCCUACGUAGUGCAUCCUGUUUCAUCGCCGUCCUCCCAAGAUGAAACCAACGACGAAAGUGGUGUCUUGCUAGAAGGAUAUAUGUCGGAAGUCGCGGCUGUUUCCGGAAAUUCCCGACAUCCCGCGGCGUCGACGUGGGCUUUACGUCAUGUCUACGCGUCACGUGACGCUUCCAGCAUGGUCAGAUGCUCGGAAUGGUCUCGGCAAACACCAACUCUAAGCCGGACCAUAGGUGGCAGUGCGCAAGCGUCGGUCGUCGACGUGGUCGUCUCUUUCGACGAGCUGGUGGCGCCCUCACAGCCGCUGCUCCUGAGGCCCGCGGUGCCUUGCGGACAUGGUGACGUCAUUGUUCAAGAACUGUCCAAUGGGGACAGGCUUAUUUAUAUCCCCGUGGUCUCGCUGCCCUCGUACGAUGAUGUCAUGACGGAAUCUCGGCGAGAAGCGCGAGAAGGUUUGAGUUCACUCACAGACUCACCGAGUCACCCGACGUCUUCCGCCUCCAGGGGCGAAGAAUCGUCAUCAUCUUUGUCGUCUACGUCAUCGCUGUCUAGAGGCGAGAGCUUCGAGUUAAUGGAGACGUUGGACACCCGCGUACCGAGCGUCUUUCUGCAGCGCCCCCUACCCGUCUAUUCGCCACGUUUGCCUCCCCCGCCAUACAUGGUGUGUGACACCGGAAGGGAGGAAGCACUGGCCUCGUCGGGUAAUUUACAGACGCCAGGUUCGGAGGAGGCGUCGGUCGUGUCGGGAAACUGUCGAGACUGGAGCAGGCCACCCAGCUACGUCAGCAUCCUGGAUGUGGAGGAUGCCUGCACUGCCUCCGCCGCAGUGCCCACAGUGGAGCGCCAGGGGGCAGAGUGCGAGGUGUGACGUUACUCAUUAACGUGUCGGUUAUAUUCUGUUGGUCAGCGUUGGCUGGCACAACGACUACCCGCUUGUCACAUAUACUGAGAAUCGUGGGUCGUGGGUUUCAGUUCUCACCUCGGUUCUCUUAAUUUUUUUCUGGACUUCGCAACUGUGCUUUAACUCAACUUCAUGAUAUAGUUUCUGACUUAACGGUUAUGAUGAGAAAAUUUAAUUGAGACACCCAACGCAACUGUUCCUUUUGUAACAUGAGCCAUUGUGUUUAUAUUAUUUAUUUAUAUUGUAUAUUCAACCAAACAUGCAAGUCAACGGGGAUAGGCUCACACGCAGGGUUUGAACGUGAGGGCGUAUGUGAGAUGACCCUUUCACUAAAAGCUACACUAAACUCUCCUGAUAUUUAGAAACAAACCAAACACAGACAAGGAUUAUAAUCUGUCUUUUUCAGCCAUAAAUCAUAACACCUUAUUUGUUCUCUGGAAGUUAAUAAUGUGACGAGUAAUAACUUGACCCAGUAAACCCAACACUAAUCAGGAAA
Messenger RNA from Pomacea canaliculata, 2329 nucleotides. RefSeq lists its product as uncharacterized. The coding region runs from base 775 to 1800 and encodes 341 amino acids. Lineage: Eukaryota; Metazoa; Mollusca; Gastropoda; Architaenioglossa; Ampullariidae. The transcript has 4 exons. The record is from RefSeq and is a predicted model, not a curated record.